Messenger RNA from Cyprinus carpio (common carp), 670 nucleotides. RefSeq names its product RWD domain-containing protein 2B-like. Bases 221 to 670 code for a protein of 149 amino acids. The record is from RefSeq and is a predicted model, not a curated record. NCBI's taxonomy places the organism in Eukaryota, Metazoa, Chordata, Actinopteri, Cypriniformes, Cyprinidae. The transcript is spliced from 4 exons. Gene Ontology annotation, molecular function: protein binding.
ACGAAGCAGACGAAGAAGAAGAAGAAGAAGAAAGAAAGAAAGAAAGAAAGAAAGAAAGAAAGAAAGAAAGAAAGAAAGAAAGAAAGAACAUUGUAAUUCUGCUGUCAGUGUCCAGUGUCCAAGAUUAAUCUCGUACGACUUUGAUUGGUGCUGAAUAAGUUUAUGAAUUAACGUUCCACAAGCACACUGGAUUUGAGUUUGAUACACACAUGUUCAAAAUAUGACUUGCUCAGAGGAAGCAGAGGCACAAUUUGCAGAGAUAGAGCUGCUAUUAAGUAUGUUUCCGAGUGAAGAAGAGUUACAAGUGGAUGAGCUUUCCCAUGCUGAGCUCAGGGCUUAUGUGGAGGGCUCCGCUCAUACUCCUCCCAGCAUCAGACCCCAAUUCAACAUCAAGCUGAAGGUGGAGAACCCUGCAGUGAGCAUUACAUUGCUGUGCACUUACCCAACUGACUACCCAAAAGUGUUGCCAGAUAUUGCUGUCAGGGUGAAAGUUUUAACGUGGAAGAGAAUUAUGAUUCGUCACAGAGAGGAUGUCCCUUUUGACAACACCUGGACAGAGGAGAGAACUGACUCUCUCCGCAAGUUCACUGGCUUUCAUGAAGCAAGUUUUGACACUCAUGGGACCAGAGGAAAAAGCAUGGACCUUGGACAGCUCUUAUCAGUUCCUUAG